Messenger RNA from Necator americanus (New World hookworm), 525 nucleotides. RefSeq lists its product as uncharacterized. Bases 1 to 525 code for a protein of 174 amino acids. Gene Ontology annotation, biological process: protein dephosphorylation. Lineage: Eukaryota; Metazoa; Nematoda; Chromadorea; Rhabditida; Ancylostomatidae. The transcript is spliced from 7 exons. Gene Ontology annotation, molecular function: protein tyrosine phosphatase activity. The record is from RefSeq and is a predicted model, not a curated record.
AUGCGAAUAGAAAGUAAGAAUUACUGUGAAAAUCUCCAGCGGUGUUUCGGUCGAUUCAACAACGAUUCUUACCAUGGCUACGGAACGCUUGUACAAGACAACGUCCCAGCCCAUAAGAAUCAGCAUACGUCAGAUAGCUCAAUGUUUCCGUUGAUUUCGUCAUGGUGCAGGGUGACAGCUGGAUUAUCGGAAUUGCUCUCACGUGUGCGCGGUACGACUAAACCAAUUGUCGUGCACUGUUCAGCUGGCAUCGGACGCACGGGAACAAUUGUAGCCAUCGAAUAUAUACUAGAGCGAAUGCAGGCAGGUCAUGAGUGUGCAGCAAUGAAUGAUCUUCUAAAAGAGCUACGUAACCAAAGGGCAUAUACAAUUCAAAAUGAUUUGCAGUACUUGUACAUUCAUCGAGUAAUGUUGUGUUACUUUCUAGAAAAGCACAGGAACAGGUAUGAAGCAAUACUAACGGAAGAGAACAAAGCGAAGUACAAAAAAUUUGUGGAAGACUACAAUAUGGCGACUAAUACGUAG